Messenger RNA from Plasmopara halstedii, 1824 nucleotides. RefSeq lists its product as uncharacterized. The transcript has 8 exons. Lineage: Eukaryota; Oomycota; Peronosporomycetes; Peronosporales; Peronosporaceae. The record is from RefSeq and is a predicted model, not a curated record. Bases 1 to 1824 code for a protein of 607 amino acids.
AUGGCAGAAUUGCAAGACGAUGAUGUGCAGCAGCUUUGGAAUUUAUCCUGCUUAUUAGCACAAAGAAAUUUGACAACGCAGACGGCGCAAUGCCUGGAGCCUCUGUGUUCCAUUGAUUGCAGCGUCCGCACUCCUAAAGUUCAAGCAAUUUUACUACAAGCGAAUAUACUGUUGGCUGAGAUAUGUAGUGUUGCUUGCAGCAACAGUAAAAAGGUUAAUAAUCGUGAUAUCUGGGCGCGCCGAGUGGCCAAAACAGAGAAAUGCAUUGAUUCUGCUGACUCUGCUAUAGCACGUGGAGUCCCUUGUACCGUUGGCAAUAAGCUGCGGCUUGUAAAGGUCAAAUUUUUGCUGCAGCAACAACUUAAGGCCGAAAGGUCGGAAAAGAAUCGGCGAAUACUGGAGAUUUUGUGCGAGGGUCUCAAGAGCUGUGCAGAAGGUGAAAGCGGAAAUUCCGAGCUUGCCGGCAAAUUUCACAGAUACUUUAGUGUUAAGUUGAAGGCUUGUUUGGUGAAAAUGCAUUUUGCCACUUUCUCAGCGAAGUAUUCUGGAGUCGGCGGUGUCAGCAGUGCUUUUGUGGAAAGCUUAAAAUAUCUGCGAAUGGCGCUACCAAACUAUGUCGACAAGAAUUUUUUGCUAUGGCUAGUGGAGGUGACUUGUCAUACAGCUAUCUCGUCAUUUCAGCCUGGAAGUACCGCCGAAAUGCACCAAUUAAUUGAUUUUGGCCAGGACUUUUUUGACAAAGUGGCGAUUGAGAUUUCGAUUUCACGAGACAUUCGCAUUCACCAUUCAAUAAUCACUGUCUUUUACUAUUUGCGAGUUGGGAAGGUUACAAAAAUUGCGCCAUUAUUGGAGCAAAUUCAAAUUUUGUCUCGAAACACAAGUGAACAGCCUACUAGCGCUAUCAAGAAUGCGUACUUUGACACUAUUUUGAAAUCGAUGCGAGCGUCUGCCUUAGCGUAUUCUGAUCCGAAGCUGGCGCUUGAUCUAGCGAUGAAUACUAUUCUCUCAGCCCAAACAAAUUUGAAAACAUACGACCAGCAUCCAGCAGUUCGAUUAAUGCUUAUUGCGACAUUGUUCGACAUGCUGCAUCUGUACUGCAAGCUGUUGGGCUUACAAUGUCGAUACGCAGAGAUGGGAGCAAGCAUUGUACAGAUGACAACAUUAUUUGCAACGUAUAAGGUUGACUUGGAACGCACCAUAUUCUAUCGCUACUUCCUCGCGCGCUGUCACUCCUUGAUCGCAAAGUAUGCUACAGCGAUCGGAAAAGUGAAAGAUGCAUGUGCACAUCUAAAUCACGUUGUAGAUAAGGUGCUGCCUACCCCUACGGACGGUGAAGAGUUGUAUCCUGAUUCUUAUCUAGCUGUGUGGGUCGACAUGCUUGAAGUGACAAUGUAUUGCUGCGGUCUAGCUACUGAUCCAACACUAGCAUGCAACGAUUCCUCGACGAUUGAACCAGCGAAACAAAUUUAUCCAUCCCGCAUCUUGUUAGAUUGGGCAGCUCGCAACAUAAACUUGGACACUUUGCAAAACCAGAUGAACAAGUGCUGCAGUGUCGAGUUGCAAGCAAAGUUCAAUCUUGCUCUCGUUAAAUGGAUGUGGGCUACAGAAGAAUUGUCUGGUGGUCACGGAGAAAAUUAUAUUGAGCACUUUAAACUUGAGGGACUUCGGCCAAAAGCUUUGACGCUUCUCCACGAGGCUCUCCAGCACCUGACCACGAAUGUAAUAUGCUGUGAAACCACAUCCGAGAUCAUGGCGCUGUUUGGACUGCGGCUAGUGGCCCUCGGAAAGCUGGAGCAAGACACGACUUUUAGCGGUGGUGUUUAA